Vicia faba (fava bean) is the source of this 387-nucleotide messenger RNA. Lineage: Eukaryota; Viridiplantae; Streptophyta; Magnoliopsida; Fabales; Fabaceae. The record is from the annotation of a GenBank genome assembly.
AUGCUCCAAGGACCUUGUCGUGCCUUCAUCGGUGACCUUGCCGCUGAAGACCAUAAAAGAAUGAGAACAAGUAAUGCACUAUUCUCGUUCUUCAUGGCUGUUGAUAAUGUCCUUGGUUAUGCAGCAGGCUCUUACCGUAAACUCUUCAUGAUGCUCCCUUUCACUAAAACCGAAGCCUGCAACGAGUUUUGUGCAAAUCUUAAAACUUGUUUCUUCAUUGCAAUAUUUCUCCUUAUCGUACUUUCAGCCUUUGCUCUUCUUCAUGUAGAAUACAUUCCAUUACCAGUUGUAGAAUCACAAUCGCAGACACAAAUACAAACACAAUCAGAACCAGAACAACUGGUUUCGUGUUUCGGAGAAAUACUAGGUGCAUUCAACGGACUAUAA